AUGAUGCACUCAAUAUCCCACGUUCUUGCGCUGUCCCUCGGGCUGCUCGGCUUCGCGAGAGCCCAAUAUGACGCCGCCCUUGUAGGCACCUGGACGACGAAGUCGAAGAAAGUCCUCACCGGACCAGGCUUUUACGACCCCGUGGCCGACAAGUUGAUCGAGCCCGACCUCGCGGGCAUUUCAUACUCGUUCACAGCAGAUGGAUUCUACGAAGAAGCAUACUAUCGAGCUAUUCCAAAUCCAACGACCCCCCAAUGUCCCUCCACCAUCAUGCAAUGGCAGCACGGCACGUACACGAUCGCGGCCGACGGGUCCAUCACCCUCACGCCCUUCGGCGUCGACGGCCGCCAGCUCACCAGUGCGCCCUGCUCCUACGACGACGCCAUCUUCAUCCGCUACGAACAGCCCGAACUGUUCAAGUCCUACCAAGUGCUGACGGAUCCGUUCCACAACGUCCCGCGCCUGAACCUGUUCAAGUUCGACGGCGCGCCCCUGCAGCCCAUGUACUUGGUAUAUAACCCGCCACAGAUGCUGCCGACACAGACCUUAAACCCGACGAGUGUGGUGUCGCAGCCUACGGCAAAGGCGAAGGCCAAGAGAGGAGAUGGCGAGCCACAGCACGUGUUGAUGGGUGGGGGGAAGGAUGGCGUUAUUCAAACUCCCGUCAGUGAGUUUUACAAUGCGGAUCGUUGGUGGUGGGCCGGGGUCGGGCUCACGGCCCUGGGUACGGUGAUGUACAUGUUGCCUACCUCGACGUGA
Messenger RNA from Cladophialophora yegresii CBS 114405, 759 nucleotides. RefSeq lists its product as uncharacterized. Gene Ontology annotation, biological process: 'de novo' protein folding. The record is from RefSeq and is a predicted model, not a curated record. NCBI's taxonomy places the organism in Eukaryota, Fungi, Ascomycota, Eurotiomycetes, Chaetothyriales, Herpotrichiellaceae. Gene Ontology annotation, cellular component: endoplasmic reticulum membrane; endoplasmic reticulum. The transcript is spliced from 3 exons. The coding region runs from base 1 to 759 and encodes 252 amino acids.